GAAUCCGAAGACUCCAGUAAGAUGCCUAUAAUCAAUGCUAUUGAGAUGUACAGUCUCGUUCCCACCCAGAAUGCAACCUUUAGGGAUGACGUUAACGCUCUUGGAGAGUUGAAAACAGAGUUAUCCCUCAACAACUGGACUUCGGAUCCUUGCUUUGGUUUACCGUGGGAAGGAAUCAUCUGUAACAUCAGCCACACCAUAAGGAUCUCCAGCAUAAACUUGUCGGGAAAGCAGCUGAAUGGAACCAUACCACCAAGUUUGGCAGAGUUAACCGAACUCGUUUCAGUGUCACUUGAUAACAACUAUUUCAAUGGACCAUUGGCCAAUUUGAGCAAUCUCUCCAAGUUAGAUAAAUUGAAUCUCCAAAAAAACAAUUUAUCUGGUGAACUUCCAGACUGGUUAUCUAAACUACCUCAUCUUAAAGAAUUGUCACUUGAUAACAACUAUUUCAAUGGACCAUUAGCCAAUUUGAGCAAUCUCUUCAAGUUAGAAAGACUGAAUCUCCAAAACAAUUCUUUAUCUGGUGAACUUCCAAAUUGGUUAUCUGGACUACCUCGUCUUAAAGAAUUAAAUAUAUCCAACAAUGAUUUCGAGGGUGUCAUUCCGCAACAACUUCUCAACAAAAAAAUUUUCAGUGGCAACAAACACCUUUGCCGGACAAAGCGUGAGUGUCGUGAUCACUUCCCCGCAGUUGGGGUCGGAGUAGCAGUUGCGGUCGGAGCAAUUAUAACUGUCACUGUAGUGGGUAUCCUCAUGUAUCGAUUCAAAUUUAAAAGUGCAUGUGCUCAACCAAGACCUUUCGAUUAUUUAAUGGUCAAUGUAGCAAACUCAUCAAAAUCUCGCGCUUUUACUCUUGAGGAAAUGAGGAUGGCGACAGAAAAUUUUACGAAUAAAAUCGGACAGGGAUCGUUUGGAACUGUAUUCUUGGGCAAGUUGCAGGAUGGGAAGCAAAUAGCUGUAAAAGUACUCUCCGUUUUCUCCAAACAUGGAAUUGAUCAAUUCUUAAAUGAGGUUGAUCUUCUGUCAAAAAUCAAUCAUAAGAAGCUGGUAUCCUUUCUUGGUUAUUGUAUAUGUAAUGAAUCCAGAGACCUCAUGCUUGUCUUCGAGUAUAUGUCUGGAGGUUCCCUCAGUGAUAACCUUUACGAUCCAGAGGCACCAAAAUAUGCCCAUCUAGAUUGGAAAACCAGGCUUAAAAUAGCUUUGGAUGCCGUACAAGGGCUGGAAUAUCUGCAUGUAGGUUGCACUCCAAAAAUUAUUCACAGGGAUAUCAAGACCUCCAACAUUCUUCUAGAUAGUAAUUUGAAUGGCAAACUGGCUGACUUCGGUCUUUCUAGAGUGACUGGAAAUGAUGAAACUUCUCAGAUCAAUACAGCUAUAAAAGGAACUCCUGGAUAUUUAGAUCCAAUGUACUACAAAACUCACAUGUUGACGGACAAGAGUGAUGUGUAUAGUUUUGGAGUCGUUUUGUUGGAGCUCACAUGUGGCAGGAAACCCAUUGACGUAAAAGUUUCUACCGAGAAAAUAUUAUUGACUGAAUGGGCUGCAUCAUAUGCGGGAGAAGAUAAAGAUGAGGCCAACAUUGAAGAAAUAGUAGACAAAAGGUUGGGUAAGCGUUACAGUAUGAAAUCUAUCAUUCAUUUGACCAAUCUGGCCUGGAGAUGUAUUGCAAGCGAGCCAUCUGGUAGACCAAGCAUUAGUGAGGUUGUGGCUGAGAUCAAGGAAGCUGUCACAUUUGAGGAAGAGUACUAUCAAGUUCCAGAUGAACUCUCACUCACAUUCACUAGCAGUUUCUCAAGUUCCCUGUAAUAAGUUUGAAAGGGAUAGUCUAUAAUAGUGUAUGCGUAA
This is a messenger RNA of Cryptomeria japonica (Japanese cedar), 1845 nucleotides long. RefSeq names its product probable LRR receptor-like serine/threonine-protein kinase At5g48740. Gene Ontology annotation, molecular function: protein kinase activity; protein binding; ATP binding. The record is from RefSeq and is a predicted model, not a curated record. Lineage: Eukaryota; Viridiplantae; Streptophyta; Pinopsida; Cupressales; Cupressaceae. The coding region runs from base 22 to 1806 and encodes 594 amino acids. The transcript has 15 exons. Gene Ontology annotation, biological process: protein phosphorylation.